GACUUUCAAUUGAAUUCGGUAGGUCGACGUAUACAUGGUAUAUAGGCUCCUAAAGGCGAUGUACAGCUUCGCUGUGUGAACAUGAACUUCUGCUCUCUCCCGAGUUUCUUUAUCUAUAUGGAUAUGAUGGCAAUACCCAGUGAGUUACCCGGUAUCCCUGCAUGACUAUUGACCUUUGACCUGUGAAGAACAGAAGGAAUUAGAACCAUGCUGCAGCAGCAGAGACAACAAGAGCACCAAGAACAUCAUCAGACAGAGAAACAACCGUUCUUUAAACCAAGUAGCAGUAGCCAGAGUCAGAGCAGACAAGAUAGUUUCUUCAUAAACAUUGAAAGGGAUCAGCAGACAUCGACAUCAUCAGCAGCUUCUCUCUUCACUGAAAAUGGUACUGCUCAAUCAUUGGCUGGUUCUGAAGGGUCAAUGCUCUUUUCAAAGCCUCUACAGGUUUCUGAUCAGUUUCUACAAAACACCUCAGAAAUGACCAAGGAGUUCCACACAUCUAUUGCCCAGCAUGAGAAUGAAACCAUUGAGAUACAGAAUCAAGACAAGAUGAAUGCUUUACAUUCUCGUCUUCAUCAAGAGGCUGAUAAAAUACGACGUUGGAAAGUUCAGAUGGAGAUUGAUGUGAGACAGAAAGAGAGAGGUUUGAGUGAUGCUCAGCAAACGAUUGAAUCACAAAGGAAAUCACUUCUUGAACUUCAGCUCCAAAAUGAGAAUCUUAGUGUGCGGCUACAGGAGGAGAUUGAAAAUAGAAUAGAUAUCUCCCAGAAGAUUGUAUCAACGAGGGAGAUGUGUAACUUGGUGAAAGACUACGCAGGCAAGUUAGAAAGCAAACUGGUUGAGAGUGAACAUGUCAGAGAGGAGAUACAAGAUAAUGGACAAAGACAGCUUGAAGAUAUGAAGGUUCUGGAAAUGAAGUUUCAAGACCUAAGCCUUGCUCAGUGUAACCAAGUCAAUGAGCUGAAAUCAGAAUUGCAAAAAGAGAAGAUAAAACUAACUGAAGCUGAGAAAACAAUGGGCCACAAGGUAGCUGGAGUUGAGAAAGAGUGUGAAGCUUUGCAAUGUAUCUGUGAUAAGAAGGACCAAACUAUGUCUGAUCUCCAAGCUGACAUCAAGAAGAUGUCAAGACAGAUAGCUGUACUUCAUCAAGAGAAAGAAUGCCUUCAGGAAUCUUUAAACCAAGCGAAUGAAGAAGUUGUUGCCAACCAGCAGCUCCUGUCAAAGAUCAAAUCAGAGCUCAAAGAAACGACCAGCUAUAAGAACAAACUGCAAUCUCAACAGGUUGAACUUGAAAAAGAGCUUCGUGUCCUGAUGCAAGAUGCUGAGAUAUCCAAGAAAACGAUUGACAAAGAUCAGAAGAUUGUCAAAGAUCUAGAAGAGGAUAUCAAACUGAAAGAGAAUGCUUUAGAGGAACUGGACACAAAACUGAAUGGGAUGAAGGAAGAAAAAAAGCAACUUGAAAAAAACAUUGAGGAACAGAGCAAGAUGUUGUGUAAAAAAGAGGGAGAUAUGACAUCCUUGAAAGUUGAAUUGAAGGAAGUAUUGGAACGAGAGAAGAUGUCCUAUGAUAAACUAGACAGUAUGCGGAAAGAUCUACAGCUUGAAAGCUCUGAGAAUGCUAAACUAGUUGAAGUCAUUGAAUACACAAGGAAAGACAAGCAGAUCUUGGAACAAGAACUGGACAAAUGUAAGCAAGAGAUUGAAGAUCUUCAUGCAAAAAUCAAGAUACUUGAAAAUGAUAUUAAAUUAGAGAAGACCAAAUUACAGACUGUGAUUGAUGCCAAGGCUGCCUUAGAGAAAGCUAAUGAUGAUCUUAAGAUCCAGAAUGAGAAACAACAUGAUGACUUCAACCUUCUUUUAGAGGAGGAAAAGAAACAGAACCAAGAGCUGACUGAAGAACUGGAUCAACUGAAGAAGGACAAGUGUAACCUGGAAGAUAAAAAUAAAUCGCUUCAUGGACAGACUGGAGGCAAGACUAAGCAAAUCAAAGACUUGCAGCAAGAGAUCAAAACUCUGAAAGGGAAGUUAACUACGACCACCAAACAGAAAACAUUGUUUGAAGAAGAGGUCAGUGACUUGGAGAAGGAUUUGAAAGCAGCACAAGCUGAUAUAGAAACCAUGAAGAAAGAUAGGACUGAGCUUUGUGAACUGAAGGAAAUAGCAGAGAAGAAAGAAAAGUUGACAGCAGCUGCACAGGAAGAGCAGAGACAAGUCUUUGAAGAAGCUAUGAAUACUUACAAGGUGAACUAUGACAAGAUAGUUGAGGAUAAGUGCGCCAUCAUCGAUGAAAUCAAGAAGGAAGUGUCUAAUCAAACUACCGCCAAGAAAGAUGAGGAGACCAAGAGAAAGACACUAGAAGAUGAGAUGGAUGUUUUGAAGAAGAAGAUGGAAGAUGUUGAAUCUUCUAAAAGGUGUCUGGAGGAUGAUGGUGAUAAAAAGGAAGAGAAAAUAACAUCAUUAGAAAACCAGCUCAAGGAAAAGGAUGAGGAAAUCAACAAACUCGUCGCUGACGCCAAGAAGGUAGAAGAGAAAUUGAUUGAAGCUGAGAAAGCAGCUAAAACAGCAGCUGAGAAAGCUGUGAUGAAGCACCAAAGUCCAACACCAAAGACUCAAGAAAAGCAGCAAUGUCCAACACCAAAAACUCAAAAGAAUGUGUCAAAGGUUGCUCCUAGGACUCCAGUUACUCCGACUAUCAACACCAAGAUGCAAGAUCAUCCCAAGACACCAAGAACACCGAUCAAUAGAUGCAAACCUUCUGACAACAUUGGUUCUAAGAACAUCAGAACUCCUUUGACCAUCAAAGCGAUGACACCACGAACCACCCCCCAGCGUAGCAUUCUGAAGCAACAUAACUCGGCCCGUUUGAAGCGUAAUGUAGCCUUUGCUGACGAUGAUGUGAUGGAAGAUGAUGGGGCCAGCUCUGAUUCAUCAACAUCACAACUGAUGGAGUUUGAGUUGGAGGAAGUGGAACACAGACUGAAGCACAAUAACACAGAUCGCCGUGUUCCAAGCCGGGCUGUCACGCCGAUGCGUAUCAAACCAUCUCCUCAAAUCAGUCAGAAACCAACGCCAAAGGGACCUCUUCAAAGAUCACUAACAACAUCAAAUAUUAAGCUAAUGGAAGAAAGCACAACACAGAAAGAGCAAGAGCUCUAUGAUGAAUUAUAUCCUGAUGAAGACACUGAUAAGAUGGACAAAAAACAAAAGGGAUGCCAGUCAACCAAGAAUGCAAGGAAGACGCCAAAGAGAGCUUAUAAGAUCAAAGGAUGGGGGGAUUCUCCUAGAGGCAGGAAGAAGAAGAAGGACGCACCAACCAAAGAAACAAAAGAAAACAACCUCUCUUGGUUUGAAAACGACGCUGUCUAUGGUUUCUUUGACUAAAUAAUAUUUUUAUCAUCAGGGGCCAUAGUAAACCUCAGAAGCAUUCUAGAUUUAGAGGAAAAAUAUGAUUUUUUUUUGCCAUUCUGAGCUCUUGUUUCAAUAUGAUUUUCAUAUUUUUUAAUACCAUUAUUGCACAAUUCUGUAGGAAUUACUGUUGCUUCCUAUUUUUGAGCAAAAUCAUCCCUAUUUUCCAGAUUGGGGGUCUGCAAAAAUAGGGUUAAAUCAAUUGGAAAAUUAUGGUUAAAUAAGCAUGGCUCUUAGAAAUAUAUAUUAUUAUAUAUAUGAAGUUCAUGAUACUUCGGGAAUUCUUUCCUUGUAUAGAGUGCUCGAUGUCCUUCACAGGAAGAGCUUUGAAUAAUAAACACAAGUUCACAAGGUUGACUGGAGGUUCAUCAAAUUUAAUUGCAACUCUGAGUUUCACGCAACCUGCGUGAGGUGCGAUCUUCAGGCAACUGAUAAAACUUUUCAAUACCAUUGAACAAUGGUAAAUAGAUAAAAGCUUUUGUGAUGAUACCAUAAAGAUAAAAGGGGAUUUCACACCAGGCCUAGCUGUGUAAAAUUGUGUUGUAUAUACGGCACGUAACUAUUGUACAUACUAUUUUGUUUGGCAUACCAUUGAUAAUUUUGGUUCAUUUCAUCGAUGUGACUAAUACAUGAUACUGGGAAUGCUGACGGUGAUGUGCAUGCAACAAGGUUUGUCAUUGAGUAUUGGGCGAUUCCAUGUUAGAAAAAUCAGCAUAUCUUUCUUUUUUUUAUAUUUUUGCAACAUUUUUCAACCUGCUGUCCAAACAAAGAAGGAACUACAAUUUGUUUUGUGGUAAUAACAAAGCACUACUGGGUAGUCCUCUAAAAAAUGACAACCAAUAAAAAUAUGUUGUCCAUGGGUGAAUUAGAGGUGAAAAUUAUGCGUGUCGUAAGACACACAACAUUUUUACUUUUAAUUCACCCAUAAUCAAAUAUUUUCUGUUGGUAUUCAGUUUUUCACAUCACUAUAACUUUAUCACUGACAAGAAAUAUAUUUUUAUUGCCCAAGCAAUCAGCUAAGAGACUAUAAAUUGUGGUCAAAAUGUCCCGUAUGACACAUGGAAUCGCCCUAUUACCCUUGUACAAUUCAUUACUAACUUUUAUGUAACAGGCCUAUAUUUAUAUUAUUCAACCACUAUGAAGAAUAGGCUUGGUUAAUUUGUUUAUGGAGUUGAAUGAUUAUGUGUAAUGCUUUUAUUUUAAUUAAUGAUGUUGUUCUAUUUGGAUGGAUUUGAGAUAGCAUUAAGACAACUACUAUGCACAUUACUUGCCCACAAAAAGAAAGAAUUCUAAAAUGAUUUGGAAAGAACUCUUGUCUAUUAUGAUGAUUUACCUGUAUAACUGUGUAGGUUUAUACUGAGAUGGGGUUUUUCAGUGUAAAAGAAGUUUGAUGUUGUUUUACUAUUGACUUGAAAUAGUGGCCUAUAAAGAUAUCUAUGCAUUUUUUUUUUUGCUUCUGAUAUUAUUUUUGUUUGUUAGAAACAAUUUUAUGUAUGAGUGACCUGCAUUCUGUGCAAAGAAGAGAGAGAAAAAAAAAAUCACUUCACGAUUCUUUCCUUGAAACUAAUAUAUUGUUAUAAUUUGUUGCACAUUUUCUUUUUAUCAUGUUUCAUCAUAUCGCAUCAAUUUUUUUAAUUUUAUGAAAGUUUGUACUGUAUUUUAUAUUAACUUUGUGAUUCAGUUGUGUUUGUUUCUCAAUUAGCCUGUCUAAUGUUUACCUCAAGUUUCUUGUUGUGCCUUGGUGUUUAAAAAAAAGUGUAAUUGUUGUUAAUUUUCUUGUUCAUACAUUUUUUCACAUUUUUGCAUGUGUACAUAUUGUACAUAUUUCAAAAAGUUAUUUAGUUUUGAGUUUAUUAAAAACAUUACUAUGGCUCUUUACACAAUAGUGUUAUAAUAUUUUCAAAACAACUCCAUAUAAAAUAGAAUAAUGUAAAUAAUUGUAGAUACGUUAAAGAUGUGUUUACUAGGUACAUUCCAAGAUAUUUUAUAUUUUAUAAAGCUUCACAUCAAUAACUCAUGUUUUAUGUGAACUUGUUUUUCAAGCUAAGAAUCUUUAAAAAGAUGAAUUUAUUUUACCUAUCGACGGAGCCAAGCAUUUCAAUGAAAAUUUACCUGAAAUAUAGAAGCUAACAUAUUAUUGUAUCAACAUUCGACAUAAGUUUGUCUGAACAUAAUCAUUCCAUAACAUAUGGAAUAUAAAUUGUUUCACUGCCAGUAUUUAUCUGCAAAAACCCUUAUCAAUUGAAUUUGUGCCUGAAAUAUUAGUGAUUUGAAUUUAUGCAUGGUAUAUUUAUUGAUUAUUUAUUUAUCUAUGUAUUUAUUACCAUAUUUAUGUAUUUAUUUAUGUUUACAUAUAAUCUAUUUCUUGUUCAUUAAUUAAUUCAUCCAUAUAUAAAAAUAGUAAGAAAAUAUAAACGUUGCAAUUUACCUGGACAUUGAUGUAUUUAUUAAUAUUUAUUGAAGUUAUUAAUGUGUGAUCUAGUAACAUCAGAUGUAAAGUAAGAAAUUGUAAUUGCCUUUUCUGCCAGAUUUUGGGGACGAAUGAAAAUAUAUAGACAAACUAUAUAAAUGGAAUGUGAUAAUACAUUUAAAAUAGCUACAAGUAUUCAAUACAAGUUGUUUGUUAUCUUUUGUUAUGCUGAAAAUAAAUUUUUUUUAAAUUGUCUG
Lytechinus pictus (painted urchin) is the source of this 6072-nucleotide messenger RNA. RefSeq names its product synaptonemal complex protein 1-like. Gene Ontology annotation, cellular component: synaptonemal complex. Lineage: Eukaryota; Metazoa; Echinodermata; Echinoidea; Temnopleuroida; Toxopneustidae. The coding region runs from base 208 to 3381 and encodes 1057 amino acids. The transcript has 25 exons. Gene Ontology annotation, biological process: synaptonemal complex assembly. The record is from RefSeq and is a predicted model, not a curated record.